AUGCGCAUACGCAUCAAGUCUAGCUUGCAGGACUUGCAAGUCAAGUGCUGGUGGGAGAUAUCACCUGAAGACUCGGAUAAAACUGUCAGCGAGCUGAUCCAGGACUUGCAGGAAGCUCUAUCUAUUCAGCUACCUUUGACAUCGCUCGAGCUUCAAUUGGAUGGAUAUAUAUUGAUGCCGCAGUCUAGAGUACUGGGCCUGCUUAGAGAAGAUGACACAGUCGUGUUGCGUCAAGCUCUACAAUCUAUACGACCAAUCAAGGGCAAUGUGGCCGAUGAACCUGGACAGCUACAGCUGCAAGCUCCUCAUCCCAACGAGCUAGAUACGCUGGUCAACGCUGUACAGCAUCUCACAAAGACUCUUGAGUCAAAUCAACACAAGGACUUGGGGUGGCAAGAGCCCAGUACGCAAGUGAUUGCCCAAUCCAAUACUCCAAGAGACGAAGCUGAUUCAUCCGACAGCACCAGCAGUAGUGCUUCAAGUUCCUCUUCCGAUAGCAGCUCAGAUACGAGCAGCGACGAGCCUGAUGCAGAGCCACCCAAGAAGAAGCUUGCUAUGGCUGAUCAUGACGAUCAAGUCAAUGGUAUACCCUUUGAAGGCACAUCUCGCACCGCCAAACGUAAUGAUCGCCGUCGCAAAAGUAGACUCUUGCAAUCACUUGUACAGGCAGGAGAGCUGCGCAAAGGCUCGACAUUCAAAGAUCUUGACCGUUGGCAUGUAUACAACUAUGGUUCAAAAUCCUUUGGUAUGCAGAGGGCUGACAAGUCGGAUGGUGAAGUCAGUGAGCAAGAUGAAUCACCGUCGGAGUACAGCGUACGUGGAGAAACCAAUGAUCAGGCCAUUGUCAAACCUCAAACGAUACCCCUGCCAACAGCCAAUCUCCCAGCGCCAUGUCUAGCAUCCCCUGAGCCUGAUUGGGAGUGCUUUUUGAGCGUCAAACGGAUAGAAUGCGAGGACGAGUAUACUGAAGAAGACUUACCUGUCAUGCAAUACGUGGAGCAUCAGUACGUGCAGAUGGAGCCUCGCGGCAAGAAACGCAAGCGAAAGCAAGCCAAGGCCCCUUACAGACUACCGGCCGCAGAGGACAAUGACGAGUUCAAUGCAGAUCUAUAUGGAGAACCCACCACACUCGAUGCGCACCCUGUCGAGUCUAUGGAUGACGCUGUGGCUGCUAGCCAACUCACCGCUGACGACCUACCUGCCUUGCCGCUCAACUUGCAUACAUUGCAACCACUCAAUGCAAAUUCAGCUGAACUGCGCGAGAUUGGUCGCAUCAUUGCCUUUCGGCAACUCGUCAUGGUCAAUUACGAACCUCAAGAGUCAGACUACAAGACCGGCAAGAUAGUAGAGACGGACGGGUCAUUUAUUAAGCUGCAGCUUGCGAAGCGGGAUGUCGAACCGACGCAGUAUGACUACGAUGGCAAUAGGAUCUUGGGGAAAUUUGAAGUCGAAGGCGAGGAGGUUGAGACGGAGGAAGGAUAUUGCUGGGUCGACACGGUCGAGCUCAUCGACCCCUUGCUACUCCAGUGA
Molecule: messenger RNA, 1530 nt
Organism: Protomyces lactucae-debilis
Lineage: Eukaryota; Fungi; Ascomycota; Taphrinomycetes; Taphrinales; Protomycetaceae
Exons: 1
Coding region: 1-1530 (509 amino acids)
Source: RefSeq, a predicted model, not a curated record